Messenger RNA from Cicer arietinum (chickpea), 621 nucleotides. Lineage: Eukaryota; Viridiplantae; Streptophyta; Magnoliopsida; Fabales; Fabaceae. The record is from RefSeq and is a predicted model, not a curated record.
AUGAUCCUACUACAGUGUUGGAUUUACGAGCACUUCCCUAGGAUCUGUAAGCGAAGUGAUAGAGGAGCGGUUCCUGCACAUCUUCCAAGAGCAUGUAGGUGGACUGCAAAACAUGCUGUUGAAGGUGGAUUGAUGGCAUAUCGUCGGAGACUUGAUGCGUUGUUGCUCGAGUAUGUAGUGUUUACACCAUAUGAUGAUGAUCGAGCUAAUCAUCCAUUUGUAUCGAUUUCGAUGUUUUUUGGAUAUCUUCGAUGUGGUGGAGUCUCAGUCCCAUAUUUGCCAGAGCAAUGUCUUCGACAGUUUGUUGUAGAGGCCUUUCGGAGACUAUAUCCUGUUGCGACUUUUCCUGGAGAGGUCACUGCAGACUACUAUGCAUGGUACAUUAGUGUUUCACAUACUCUGAUUCUCCCUCCAUCCACUGUUGCACCUUUGAGUCCACAUACUACUGUUGUUGCACAUGCUGGUCCAUCAUCUUCUGCACAUGCUGCUACUGCACAUGCUGGUCCAUCAGAGCGAGACCGUAGAGCAGCUGAGCUUGUACGUAGGGCCAUAAAUUUGGUAACUCCAUUUAGUGAAAUUCAUACCAUGUUAAGUGAGUUAAGCCUCUUGUACAAAGAUUAG